Messenger RNA from Cucumis sativus (cucumber), 1321 nucleotides. RefSeq names its product auxin-responsive protein SAUR21. The record is from RefSeq and is a predicted model, not a curated record. The coding region runs from base 872 to 1126 and encodes 84 amino acids. NCBI's taxonomy places the organism in Eukaryota, Viridiplantae, Streptophyta, Magnoliopsida, Cucurbitales, Cucurbitaceae. Gene Ontology annotation, biological process: response to auxin. The transcript has a single exon.
CAAUAAAAGCAAAGUUACCUCUUUCCCUUUUCUCGGGUAAAUCUUUCCACAAUUCUCAUGAGGUUCUGACAUCAGCAAAGCCAUCUUUUUGAGUUUCCUAACAUGGAAGUUAGAAAAAAAAAAUCCUUGCAAUCCAGACACAGUCAAGUUGAACCAUCAGAAAGUAGUGGCUUAUAUUUCAUUGUCUUGUAAUGUUUUCAUUCAAUCCAUCAAAAACAACGCAAUACAAAAUGAGGUAACCUUUCCCAUUUUCAUCUUGUUGUUUUCCCCAUUUCCCCUCUUCUUGUUUCCAUGGAUUAUCCUCCCCUAUUAAUUGCUGAAUGAGCCAAAUCCACUCCCUUCUUCUCCUGCUUUCUUGUCAAAUUAGACACCACAUUUUGCCUGAGUUUCUUCUUUGCCUCUGUUUCCAUCUACCCUUAGGGUCUACAUCCAUACCAAACUCUCCACAGACCGCCCUCAUUGUUGAAUAUACCAAACACCGGUGUCCCGACCAUGUCCUUAAUCAAAAGGCCAGGUAUCAAACUGUCCAUUUCUAAUCUUUAGGCAGCUCUCUAUCGCUAUUUUCUUGUGUUUGUAGGACAUACCAAUGUUUGUCACCUAAUAGACACUAUGAUGUUUGCAGUCUCAAAUCUUAGCUGCAAGUUGGAAGACAAUUCCAUGUGCUCUUCAUAAUCCAUAUCCCAACUCCAUUUGCCUCUUCACCACUCGAAAGACUUCAAGAAAGAAGAACAAAGCAAUUCUCACCUAUAUAUACACACACUAAUUCUCUUCUCUAAAUCACAAACCCAGAUCUUUAUUCAGGGCUGAAAAUCACCCACUAAAGCCAAAAAUCAAAACAACCCACAAAAUCAAAAUCCUCAAGAUACAUACCAUGGGAUUCCGUCUGAUAAACAGCCCAAGGAAAUCAUCAUCGACUGUUCCAAAGGGGUUUUUGGCUGUCUACGUUGGAGAGACACAAAAGAGACGACAUGUGAUACCGAUUUCUUACUUGAAGCAUCCAUCGUUUCAAGAUUUGUUGAGUAAAGCUGAAGAAGAGUUCGGAUUCGAUCAUCCAAUGGGGGGAUUGACAAUCCCUUGUAAUGAAGAUGUAUUCUUUGAAGUCACUUCUCGCUUGGCUAAUUGUUGAAGAUUAGAAACUGAAAAAAAAAAAAAAAAACCACCCAACAAUAGAUAGAAUAUGGAUGACAAUUUUGUACAGUAGAAAUUUCGAUUUGUUUCCUUCCUCCUCGUCUUUGAAGAGGAUUUGCGAAAGGGAAAUUGUAGAUUCGCUUGAGAUGAGCAAUAAUCAAAUUAACACAAUGAUGAUUCGUCCUUCUGAUCA